AUGGCACCAAAGAAAAUCCUCAUCAGCGGCGCAGGCAUCACCGGCAAUUCCCUCGCCUUUUGGCUCUCAAAGCUAGGUCACAACGUCACAAUCGUCGAGCGUUUUCCUUCCCUUCGAGCUUCGGGGCUCCAGAUUGAUCUUCGCAGCCACGGAAUUGAAGUCAUGAAGCGCAUGGGUCUCGAAGAUGCCUUCAAGGCACAUUCAAUUCCAGAGCGGGGCAUGGAAGUGGUCAACAAAGCGGGCAAACGGCAGGCUUUCUUUCCAGCAAACGAUUCUAUAAAUCCCAGUCUAGGCUUUAGUACCAAGUACGAAAUCAUGAGAGGCGAUCUGUGUCGAAUCAUCUAUGAUCUGAGCAAAAGCCGGGCCAAGUAUAUCUUCGGCACGUCAAUUGAGAGCUACGAGGAUAACGACAAGGAAAAGACCAUCAACGUGCGAUUUGCAAAUGCCACCGAGGACACAUUCGACCUCGUGAUUGGCGCCGAUGGCCAAGGGUCACGCACACGAAAGAUGAUGCUCGGAAGGGAAGCCCCCGAUGCAUUCCGUCCCCUCAACGGUCGCUACAUCGGAUAUUUCACCUUUCCUCAACCAAUCAAAGAGGGGGAAGGGUAUGUCGCUACCAUGUACUCGGCACCGGGCGGACGAGGUAUCAUGCUUCGAAGACACAAUGCGCAAGAGAUUCAAGCAUACCUCGGCGGCCAAACGAAUUCAGAGCAGCUCAAGGAACAUUUGCGGGGUGAUGUUGCGGAGCAAAAGGAGGCGUUGAAGGAGAUGAUUCAAGGGGCGGGGUGGAGAGCGGACGAGAUCUUGGGAUAUCUUAAAGACUCUAAAAACUUCUACUGUGAGCGUCUUGGUAUGGUCAAGAUGCCUCAUUGGUCUCGCGGUCGUGUCGCGCUCGUCGGGGACGCUGCUUAUUGUCCAUCAGUCAUGACAGGCAUGGGUACCACUUCUGGGAUUGUUGGGGCCUAUGUCUUGGCUGGGGAGAUUGGUCGGCACUGUGGUGAACCUGCUGAGAAGGGUAAUGGUUCUCUUAUGGCUGCGAUUCAGGCAUAUGAACAGACAUUCCGCCCUUUUGUCAACCAGGUGCAGGCAGGUGUUGCCGAGGAUGAGGGGCUUUGGGAUAAGAUUUCAGGCACCGCUUUUGGCAUUGCACUUGGAAACUAUCUUAUGGGAGCUUCUUCCCUUUUGAGAUUGGAUGUUCUCAGCAAGGUCUCUACGGAUCCUGUCAAAAACUGGAAACUUCCGACAUACAAAGAGUUGCUCCGAGAUUAG
Messenger RNA from Penicillium roqueforti, 1269 nucleotides. RefSeq lists its product as uncharacterized. The record is from RefSeq and is a predicted model, not a curated record. Bases 1 to 1269 code for a protein of 422 amino acids. Gene Ontology annotation, molecular function: FAD binding. NCBI's taxonomy places the organism in Eukaryota, Fungi, Ascomycota, Eurotiomycetes, Eurotiales, Aspergillaceae. The transcript has a single exon.